CAGGGCCUAUCUGCCGUUCAUCCUAAAACUGUUAGCUCUCAUGUGAGGUAAGUUACAUGUGCAUUCGAAUUUUCUGUGCUGUAAGACUGUCAAGCAACGUUCAACGUGUGCAGUCAAUAUGAGUCAAGGCUUUACAUAGCCUAUAUAUCCUCGCAACGAUUUGUUUCUGACUCGGACAAGUCGGUUAUCGCUUACUGCUGCUCAGCUCUCAUGUCCAGCCAAAGUCGAGUUGCCAGUGAAUACUCACAGUCAUUGCCAGCGGCACAGCUACACCGUGACACUGCCCCGAAUGAGAGCUUUUUCGACCAAUUUCCACACAAGUGGGAUGCUCCAGAAUCCUUUAUCCCGCGGCAUAUCUUUAAAAUAUGCUGCCUCAUAUUCACCUGGCACGACGAUCUGCACUGGUUGCACAACCUCUUGAAAGAAGGAAACACCUGGGAAGAGCUGCAUCGUCAAUAUCUGACCCAGGUCGAUAAAGUGACCAUCGUGCAAGGACUCGUGCUUACCACUGCGGCGGUUUUUAUCUCCUCAAAUCCACCGCUUGUGAAAGAAGUCAACUACUCGUCUUCUGCAUCUUACGCCUGUAUGGCAGAGUCGCUCGUCUUUUCGUUGUUUGGGCUAUUGUUCCAACUGAAAGCAUCUGCUUCUGGAUUCCUUUUUCAAAAGCGGAGUGCUGCAGAGAUCAUAAUUGAGAGACGCUGGAGAAUAUUCUGGCACCUCCUAGGUUUGGCAGUGCCAAUCAUUAUCUUUAGCAUAUCAGUUGUGCUUUUGCUCAUAGCCAUCGUGCUCACAGGGUUCGCAUCUCACUCCGAAACUGUGAAACUUUAUAUGAGCAUGACAUUUGCUUUCCUUGGCGCUUGUCAUUUGGUAUCGAUUCUGGGUUCACCAUUCUACCACUAUUUAUCGGACCUAUGCAUCCGCCUUGUUUACGCCACGAGUGGUAAACGGGAUUAGUGCUGGAUUCAGAGACUGUUCAAGGGCACUAGCAAGUGUUUUAGUAGCGAUUGAUUACUCCUCUGAUUGCGCAUGCAGUUCCUUCUAGAUAACUCAGAUUCAGUCGCUCCUCUGUACAUA
Messenger RNA from Suillus subalutaceus, 1074 nucleotides. RefSeq lists its product as uncharacterized. NCBI's taxonomy places the organism in Eukaryota, Fungi, Basidiomycota, Agaricomycetes, Boletales, Suillaceae. The transcript is spliced from 4 exons. The record is from RefSeq and is a predicted model, not a curated record. The coding region runs from base 211 to 954 and encodes 247 amino acids.